GUUUUCCUCCCUUUAAGUUGCUUUGCUGGAGAAACAUGGAUCCACGCUGAUUGGCAGCUGCGGACCAGCGGCCGACCUGCCCUAUUUUACCCCGCGGACUCACCGGAGAACCACCCCGGGGUGCUAUAUGAGCUCUGAGUCACUGGAAUAAAGUGGGCAAGUGCCGAAGUCGCGCAACAAAGACGAGACGAUGAGAGAGAGAGGCCCCGGCAGAGGAGGAAAAUAGAGCUAAUAGAAAGGAGGUGGAAGAAGGAAAAAAAAACAAGAGAGGAACGCCAAAGAGAAUCUCUGGGAUAAAUAAAUAAAAAUAAUUGUUUAGAGAAAAAGCAAGCUAGAUGAAAACAUGAAGCCGAUAAAGAAGCAGGGCCGGCGCUCUCCCCCCUCCACCCGGGCCAAGGGGGGGAAGCGUCGGGGAGCCGGGGACGCCCCCGAAGGAGGGGAGAAGAGAGACUCAGAUGAGAACAGAGACAGAAGCAGAUCCCCGCAAAGCAGAACACCCUCCUCCUCGUUUUCUUCUAAUUCACUUUUUGAGUCGUCCCAGACGGACCCGACCAGAGCACGGGGCGAGGGAGAGGGCGUCCACCGGCUGUCGGAAACGACAGUAGCACUCGUGAUGGAUUCUGGGAAAUUUGUGACAUCCUCGGAUGACAGAUCAGGGAGGCCAGCUGUGAGCGUGAGCUGCCACGGUGACAGCGGUGGUGGCAGUAGUUGUAGUAACAGUAGUACGCCGAGCACCAACAACAGCCCAAACCCCGCCUCCAGCCGCAAAACGGCCACCUUCAAGUCCCGCGUUCCCAAGAAGAAGUACACCUCCGAACACUGCUUGUCUGCUACUGGUAACCACAGCAACGCUUCCUCCAGCACGCCCCCGCAUCUUCCUCUUAGUGGUGGGGUCAUCAACCACGGGUCAACGGGUUCGGGUAAAGACAUCGGUGUCCCUCACCCCGAUGGCAACGGUCAAAGCACGAGCCUGAUUAACGACUUCCACAGCAGGACCGCUGGCCGGGAGGGGCCUCAGGACGGCUCCCCAGGACCCCCGACGCUGACGCUGGCAGGGGACAGGGAAAGGCCCGGGGGAGUGGAAGGGGCGAGAGAUGUGGAGCGAACGUCGCCCGUCCUCUUACCCCGCUGCUCCUCAACGGACACCGCCAGCGAGCACUCGGCCGACCUGGAGGGCGUCGGCGACCCGCGCGCCCUCACACAGAUGUCUACGCACGCGCUGCCCGGUCUCCCCGAUGCUGACGCCCUCGCCAAAGGAAUGAAGAAUCAGCGCGUCCUCGCCCGACAGCGCCGGAGAAAAAGUGACGAGGUGGGAGGAGGCGAGAGGAGGGACGAAGGGGGGAUUUCAGACUUGGUGUUCCGGGCGGGCGUGGUGCGUAAGGUCAGCGGUGAAUUUGGAAGCCUGGAGGUUCAGCUGAAUGGUGAGAAGACGCUGUGCCGUUAUCCGUACCAACACGACAGCCCCCCAGGGGUGGUGGACAUUAUCUUAGACGCCCCACCGCCUGGUGUCCAUCCAAUAGCUAUUGGCACCCGUGUCUGCGUGCCGUUUGGAAAUGAGGAGGGCAGCGAGGGCCAGUGGCAGUGGUACCGAGAAGGUGUGGUGACCCAGGUGGACACGCACCCUGCGGUGGCCAACCGCUACCGCGUCCUGCUGUCUGAGGAAAGACCUGAUUCCGUGGGCGAGGAAGAGGACGGCAGAGGGACAGCUGGUGGGACCCAGGCAGUGUGGGUCUCCAGACAGACACUCCGGCUUCUGGUGCCGCCUUGGGACCUGGAUCUGCCGUCUGGAGGGGGGCGGGACGGAGAGGAGGGAUUCAGUGACAAGGAACUGGAACGGGACGACAGGGAGGAGAUCGAUGUGGAGCAGGAGGUGUGUCGUUUGAGCCGGGGGAUGACGCCCGGCGCGGGAAGAGGAAUACCUUACCCCGGUAUGGUGCCUGUUUCCUCCACAUCAGGCCACAGCAUUACCUCCCCAGUUACCACAGCUUCUGUCCUCAGCCUGGCUCCUGGCCGAGAGUGGGAGAUUGAGAAAGACUUAGAGAGGGAGAGGGACCUCCAGAGAAUGCAGGAAAGAGAGAGGGAAAGAGAGAACAGUGUGAAGCAGCAACAGCACCAACAACAGCAGCAGCAACACCACCCAUACAUGCCACUCACCCCCGAAGAAGACAUGGAGGUAUCUCACUUUAACAUGCUUCCAAUAGGGGCGAUCAUACCGGGGGCCCAAACGAUGGCACUUCCCCUGCACCGCCACAUCAUCUCGAAGCCCCCGCCUGGCUACCUCAAUCCCCACCUUUCUGUGGUGCGAGGCGUCGAGGUCCCCUCUACCCACCUUGCCUUGAACCCUCACCCUCCUCCUUCACCUGUCCUACUAGGCCUUGACCCAGCAACUGCAACAGCUGCAGCUGUCAUUACCAUCCCUCAACUUCCCCCUCUCCCUCCCAUCUCCUCUUCCACCGCCUCCUCCUCUAGAGUCGAGAAGGCCCAAGGAGGAAGUUCUUCCAGUGGAGGAGCCGGUGGUGGCGGUGGAUCCGGAUCAGGUUCAACCUCCUCCUCACGUUCCCGCACCCCACUGACAGCUGCCCAGCAAAAGUACACGAAGGGAGAUGUGGUGUGCACGCCAACAGGCAUCCGCAAGAAGUUCAACGGGAAGCAAUGGAGGAGGUUGUGCUCCAGGGAAGGCUGCUCAAAAGAGUCCCAGCGCCGAGGAUACUGCUCCAGACACCUCUCGAUGAGGACCAAGGAAAUGGAAGCCAGCGGAGGUAGCCGGGAACGGGGCGGAGCCAGCAGCACAGGGACCCUGACGCCCUCUGACCUUCGAAUGAGCGGUGGAAGAGCCAGCUCGGAGUUUGACUGGGAUGAGACGUCGCGCGAAAGCAGCGAGGCCAGCAGCCGUGGAGGAGACUCCCGCCCCCGCCUGGUCCUUCCCUCUCUGCUCCCCCAGGACCUCUCUCGUUUUGACUUUGAUGAGUGUGAGGCCGCGACCAUGCUGGUCUCCCUAGGGGGCUCCCGCUCAGGCACGCCCUCAUACUCGCCUAUCUCUAACCAAUCGCCCUUCUCCCCUACCCCAUCGCCCUCGCCCUCUCCGCUCUUCGGCUUUCGUCCUGCCAAUUUCAGCCCCAUCACUGCUCCCGCCUCGCUUACUCCACGCCGGCAUCGCCAGCUUAGCGGCACUAAGAUCGGUACACUGGGUCUCGAUCGAGAGCGCAACCUGUCGGGCAUCGUGCCCACGUUUCAGACCAAUCUCACCUUCACGGUCCCCAUGAGCCCCAGCAAAAGGAAGCUCGACACCCAUCCGCCCCCUCCGCUGCCUGCAAUCCAGGACUACCAGAUCAAACCUGAGCAACAGCAGCUGGUGGGCAUGAUGGGAGACCCAACCCUGGGCCACAACCCUGCCGCCUUCAGAGUCCUCUCCCCCCAGAGUCAGCCCACCACCCCCUCCUCACUUUCCUUUCCCCGGCCUCGUAGCGCCUCCAGCAGGCCACCGUCCUCCGCUGCCUCCACGCCACCGCCCAUGCUGGUCUCUCCCACUCCCCCCUCCCCGCUGCCCCAGGAGCCCUCCCCACGCUGCAUCGUGCCGCUCCGCGAUUCCCCAGUUAUCGUCCGCAACCCAGAUGUCCCCCUGGCCAAGUUCUCUGAUGGCCCAUUGGGGAGGAGAGAGAGGAGCAGGUCUCGAGAGCACAGCCUGCCCCAGCACACAACUCUCUCAGGCCUCCAGGUCCCCGUUCCCAUCAACGGGGCAACCACCAACGGUGCAGUUCUCCUGCGCAACCCCACACCCACACUGGUCCUGGUCACUUCCAGCUCGUCACUGACUCCGGCCACGGGGGGCCACGCUGCCCUGUCCAGCCCCUCCGCGAUGCCCACUCCAUCGGCCUCCAUCCUGUGCUCCUCUGGCUCUGGGGGCCGGGAGAGGAAGCCCGAGGGGCACCAGGACGCCCCCGGCGGGGGGCUGCCGCAGCCGGUGGCCUGUCACCCCACGCCGACUGCUCUGCUGCCGCUCAUCCUGCCGGCCGAGUCGCCUCACCCUGCCCCGCGCAAGCAGAUCAUCAUGGGACGCCCGGGGACGGUUUGGACCAACGUGGAGCCUCGGUCCGUGCCAGUGUUCCCUUGGCAUUCGCUCGUCCCUUUCCUGGAGCCCAGCCAAUCAGGAGCGGCUCCCCAGCCUGCCGACGGCCAACAGCUUGUCAAUCAGAGCAAAGAGCCCCGUUGCAGCGCGGCCCUGGUGAGCGACGGACGGACCGCCCCCCCUGACCUGGAGCGGGGGUCGACGCCAUGCCCUACGUCAACCAAUGACAAUCCUCCUACAGACAGGGGCGGGGCUGACAGCGAGACGGAGAGCGAUACAGACGACCUGUUCUCGCCGGGCGUGGCCAACGACGCGGCGCCCUCCGCCGGCUCCUUGAAGAGACGCACGCAGUCCCUCAGCGCCUUGCCCAAGGACCGGGACAGGAAGAGGGAGAAGGACCACAUCCGGCGACCGAUGAACGCGUUCAUGAUCUUCAGCAAACGCCACCGGGCCCUGGUGCACCAGCGCCACCCCAACCAGGACAACCGCACAGUCAGCAAGAUCCUGGGGGAGUGGUGGUACGCGCUGGGGCCCAACGAGAAGCAGCAGUACCACGACCUGGCCUUCCAGGUGAAAGAGGCCCACUUCAAAGCCCACCCGGACUGGAAGUGGUGUAACAAGGACCGCAGGAAGUCGCUGUCGGAGGGCCGAGGGUUACCAACGAAGGAGUCACGGGAGAGGAGCAUGUCCGAGAGCGUCGAUCCCCAUCCGGAGUCUCAGGUGCCGGAGGGGGGGAAGGGGGGAGGCGGCUUGUGCUGGCCGGGGGGCCCGGAGCGCCGGGCGGGGGGGCUGUUUGCGGGGCAGCACACGCGCCCCCGGGCCUUUUCCCAGAGUGCCGUGCACACCCUGGAGCAGAGGGACCAGGAGAAGGAUGACGGGGUGGGCUUGUUCCGCCGUCAGGCUCCGCCUCCGGCCCUGUACCGGGGCAGGCUCAGCGAGGACGUGACCAGCGACGAGGAGCGCAUGGUCAUCUGCGAGGAAGAGGGGGACGACGACGUCAUGGAGGACUCCUGUCCCGAAGGCUCCAUUGACCUCAAGUGUAAAGAGAGAGUGACGGACAGCGACGAGGAUGAGCCGGACGGACAGCACGGCUUCCAGCCAGUGGCUCGCUCCUCUCUCCCUUCUUCCUCUCCCUCCACCCCUCACUCCGACUCCACCUCCGCUCAGGGGAACGGAGGAGGAGGAGGUGACGUGGGGUCCGAGAGGAGGAGAAAGAGAGACGUAGGAGAGGAGGGGAGCAAGGGAAGAUCCCAGAGACAAGAAGCAGAUGAUGGAGGAGGCGGUGGAGGUACCGCAGGCUCCACAUCCAGCGGCCCGGCUCCCCUCGCGUCGGCCCAGAAGGGUUUGACCCAGGUCCACACGGCCCCCACCAUGGGGACGCAUGUGGACCGACCCAGGGCCAGCACGCCGGUGGAAGGAGGCGUCGCCGGUGACGCCCAGCCUCAGGACCAGAACGCCGCUCUCCCGCGAGGAGGAGGUGGAGCUCAGCAUCUGCCAGUCUCCGCGGGGGGUGGGUACCUGUCCUCAUCCCCCUCCCCCGGUCCAGUCAGGGUAACUCCCGUGGAGGGCAGCGGCCUGGUCACUAGCCUAGUUCUGGGAGGGUCCUUUCCCACCGUGGAGCCGCACGCACCCCCACCCGUCCUCCAGCCCACUGGCUCCGCCUCCACCCUCACACCCCCCGCCGGCUCCAAGCCGCUGGCGCAGGUCCAGUACAUCCCGCCCACCGAGGGCCCCUCCUCCCCUCAACUCGCCGCCCUGGCCAAUGGCGUGCACUCGGCGGUCGGCGCCGGAACCAGAGUCCAAACCCAGCCGCCGGUUUUGCAGAGCAGGAUGUUGGUUCCCAUGGCAACAGUGAGAACAGGGUCCACUCCUCCUCAUCCCUCUAUUCCUCUAGUGGCUCCGCCUCUUCCGGUGCAGAACGGCUCGGCGACAGGAAGCAAGAUCAUCCAAAUCGCACCGAUGCCCGUGGUCCAGACCAACGUUCACCCUCGCGGCGCAGCAGAAGUGCAUCCUGGGAGUCCCUUUCCUGUUUCCAUGGCAACGGCGAUGGCUCCCGGCGCCGCGCCCCCGCAGGCCGUUCUUCUGACCUCUCCGCCCACCAGGAUCACGUACGUCCAGUCCGGCCCGCUAGUUACCGCUCCGAGUCCUGCGUACCUCCCGUCAUCACUGGCAACCCUGGGCUUCACCGCCAUCGCCCCGGCGGGGCAAACCCUGGUGCCGCCACUAUUGGCUCAAGCCCCGCCCCUCAGCUGUCAAUCACAGACCCCGACUGGCCAGGCCUCAGGGGACGCUGGUCGCCAGGUGCACACCGCCAUCGACUCUGCACCAAUCGUUACCGUGACAACGGUACCCCCCGCGGUGGCGAGCCCGGCCCAGGAUGAUAUUGGCCCUUCCUCUCCGACCCUCCGGCUUUACGUGGCGGAGGUGGUGCCGCUGAAGGUGGAGGUGAAGAAGGAGAACCUGGCAGACGGUGCGACGGAGGACGGCUGGUCGAGCUGCGCCGCCGGCUCCUCGUUUGACGUCACAGCCGUGAAAAAGGAGGAGGACAUCGGCUUUCACAUCAAAGAAGAAGAUCAAUGUGACGGGGACACGAAGCGAGAGAGAGGGGAAAGAAAAGGAGGACGGAGGACGGACAGAGACGACCACAGCAUGGACAACGGCAGCAGAGAGGCUGGACCUCGCACCCCUCCUUUGCCGCCCCCGGGUUUGGACCCCCCGCCCCCUCCCCCGUUGGAAAGGGAGCCCCCCUCUGCCUCCAAGAAGACCAAGUUCAGACCGCCGCCGCUCAAAAAGACGCCCGACUCUCUGGAGAAGGUCCUGUCGGAGUCGUACUUUGAGGAGCGCUUCGCGGAGCUGCCGGAGUUCAACCCGGAGGAGGUGCUGCCGUCGCCCACGCUGCAGAGCCUGGCCACGUCGCCCAGAGCCAUCCUGGGCAGCUACCGCCGGAAGAGACGCAACUCCACCGAGCUGGAGGCGACCGCCGAAGACCCCAGCUCCCCGAGGAGGAAGACCCGCCGCCUCUCCAGCUGCAGCUCGGAGCCCAACACCCCCAAGAGCGCCGCCAAGUGCGAGGGAGAGUUCUUCACCUUCGACAGAGCCGGUGCGGAGGGAGAGGAUCUCCUCGGGGACUUGGACCGGGUCCCCUACUCGUCUCUGCGCAGAACUCUGGAUCAGCGCCGGGCGCUGGUCAUGCAGCUGUUCCAGGAGCACGGCUUCUUCCCCUCAGCUCAGGCCACCGCCGCCUUCCAGGCGCGCUACUUGGACACCUUCCCCUCCAAGGUGUGUCUGCAGCUGAAGAUCCGCGAGGUCCGCCAGAAGAUCAUGCAGACGGCCGCGCCCGGGACCUUCGAGCCGGGCGUGUUGGCCGGGUUGGCCGAAGCCGGGCCCGCCCCGCCCCACGGCGCCUCCUCCUUCAUUCAGUCAGCCCGGGAGGACGCGGGGGCGGAGCCUCAAGGAGACAAAGUCCGGAGCCCCGAUGACACGAGAGGCGAGCGGUCCUAAAGCCGAGAGAAGAAUGUUCCACUGGCACUCGUCUCCACCAGACCGGGGCAACAAUGACCUCUGAAUACGGGGUGCGCUUGAUUCGUCCGAUCAGACUUUAAAGGGAGAGAAGUGAAAAGCCUCUAAAGUGGACGAAUCACACGCCCCAACGAGUCGAGCGCGUCUCAACAUUUUGUCUUUACCCCCCAAAAGUAUCCAGAAGAUGUUCAGUUCCCACUCGGCCCAGGUCUGCUCAGCACGUGUACACUAGUGUGUACACACACACUCUGUAGCGCACACUCUCCCAGCACACACACACACACACACACACCCUUACCAAAUCAGACUGUUACUCUUGGUUGGUGGUGCCACCAAGGAGCAUGACACACACAAAAGGCACUUUGUCACUUAUUGUGCAGAUGCAGUUUGCGGUUGCCAGCCAGCCCUCAGAUGCCAUUGACUCCUCCUCCUCCUCCUCCUCCUCCUCUUCGGCCCUUCCACUCCUCAGCACAGUGGUCGGAACGCAAAACACAACCCCAACGACCUCCACUGAUACACCACGGCCCCUCGAUGCUGCAAGACAGACAGCGCACGUACACACACACACACACACACCUGUUGCAGUGUGAGCACUCAUACACAAACAAAAGUCAAACGUGGUCUGAAGCCAUUGGCCUGCACAGUUUUUAGUGAUUGUAGUGAGAAGAGAAACUGAAAGCUUGAAAUCGAUUUGCUCCUGGAGAAGAACAAGAAGAAGAAGAAGAAGAUAACAAAAGAUUAAAAAGGAAGGCAGGAAUUUGGGGACGUCGUGUGUGACCAAUCUUUGCACCUUCAGUUUCUUACCAUAAUGAAAAACUCAAGUCCUCAUUGGCGGGAGCUGAUUCUAUAUGUCUGUCUGUCUGCCCCCCCCCCCCAAUAACCCCUGUUCAACAGGCCCUAUAAAGAGAUUAUGUAAAGAGACUAUUUUGGUUGCGAGGCUUCGAAGAAUCUAGUUUUAAGUUUGACACUGACUGACCGAGAAGAAGAAGAACGGCGGACGAUGCUCAUUGGAUGGAAGAUUCAUAUUCCACCUAUAGGAAGACAAGAUAAUAAUAAUAAUACUAGAGGAAUAAGGACGACGACACGAUGAAGCUCACCAACGGAGAGAGGAGGUCCUACGUGAACUCCUUUGACUCUCCCCGUGGAUAUAGUUGCUUUCUUCUCGUUAUCGUUGCCGUAGCAUUGCCACUUUCAUUUCACUGCACACCCUGUGUGUGUAUGUGACAAAUAAAACAUCUUGAUCUUGAUCUUGGAAAUAACCCGUUAUAUACCGUGGCCUGUUUUUUCUCUUGUGGCUCUAUUGUGUUUCUUCUCCAGCAUAAAAAUUUUUUUUUUUUAAAAUCAACAAAAAAAAGAAGUAAACUCUGGACAAAAAAGGAGACUUAAUCAGUCUGCGCCCCACACCCUACUUUUUAAUUGUACCUGGGGGCGGUUCUCACCCCCCCCCCCUUAACCCCAGCCCCUCCUCUUCAAUUUCUCACCAGACACAGAAGUGAGGGGAGGGGGGGGGGGGAGCAGGGGGCGUUUUGUCGUUUUGUAAAAACGUUGAAAUCAGGUGUUUGCACAAUUCGUGCGGCCCGUCUCGCCGCAAGUUAAAUCAGGAAAGUAUUGUUUUUAGAGAUUGUUUUAGUAGAAAAAAAAUAAUAAUAACUAACUUAUUCCUCUCCCUGCCCCCCCCCCUCCCCCCUUUUGAACUCUUUUCUCCUCAGUCCUCUUCUUUACCUCGACCCCUCAAGUGUUGUUAGAAAGUGCCCUGAAGCACUGGUCCCGGGUCAAGCGCUAUGUAGCUCAGGAUGGUUCUGGUUAGGGUUAGUUCAGGGAAAGCAGAUCCUAGACCAGCCCUGGAGGGCAGUCUCUGGAGCCCCUCCCCCGUUUCCCUCUCUUUUCGACACUUUAUCCGUUUCCCCUCAAAUGGUGCAAUAGGACUUUUUUGGGGGGGGGGGGCUCUGUGCCAUAGAUAUUAAAUCCAAUGCAGUCAGUGAGAGGAAUGUGCUGUUGUGAUACUGUCUUUAACUGGUAUGAAGCAAAAACAAAAAAAAGAAUCACACAAUUAUUGUAAUUGUUGAAGAGAUAGAGUAUAACUUACUAAAAGUCAAAGACAAUUUUUGAAUAGCACUUUUUAGCUCUUUGCUUCCUCGGCGAAGAGCGGGGGGGUAGUUAUUAUUAUGGGUAUCUCUUUUAUUUCUCUGUAUACAGUUGGAUGUGUGAAAAAAAAUAUAUACCGGUAUUUCCAUAUAUGUGCAUUUAGGUCUGUGCUCGGGUGUGUGUGUAUGUUUUGGCACAUGCAGGUGGCGUGUGAACACGACCAACCUCUCGCUCUUUCUCCACACAGCAACAUUAUCAAUAGUAUAUUUUUCAUUGUAUUCUACAUUCUAUAUUCUACUCUAGAGACAGUAUUUUUAUAGUCACCAUGACUAUUUUGUCCACCAUCUUGACUGUUAUCAAGCCCAGUUGAUUCAGGAUAUAUAUGACACAUAUAUAUUCAGGAUAUACUAUAUAUAGAUAUAUAUAUAUGGAUACACACAGGUAAUAGAGGACUAUCAAUUCACAUUUCUUUGGGGUUAGGGCUGUAAACGUGUCCGUCUGCAUGCAUGUGCAAUCACGUGCACGCGUGCACACACCCACACAGAAAUAUGUGCAUCCACACAUGUUUGUGUGUACACUGUAUGAUUGUGCUUAAAAAUAAACUGUCCUUUGGAGAAGGAAUUUUAGGAUGAGCGAGAUGAGUGUAAUCUCAUAACCAGGCAUGUUGACCAUGUGCAAUAUUUCUAAACGACAACAAAACUAAAUAUUGAAAAUAUUAAAGUUCUAACACAAUG
This is a messenger RNA of Pseudoliparis swirei, 10404 nucleotides long. RefSeq names its product capicua transcriptional repressor a (gene cica). Gene Ontology annotation, cellular component: nucleus. The transcript is spliced from 22 exons. The coding region runs from base 344 to 7567 and encodes 2407 amino acids. Gene Ontology annotation, molecular function: RNA polymerase II transcription regulatory region sequence-specific DNA binding; DNA-binding transcription factor activity, RNA polymerase II-specific. NCBI's taxonomy places the organism in Eukaryota, Metazoa, Chordata, Actinopteri, Perciformes, Liparidae. Gene Ontology annotation, biological process: regulation of transcription by RNA polymerase II. The record is from RefSeq and is a predicted model, not a curated record.